UGGAAACUACGAAAAAUUUUGAUUUUUUACUUUAAAAGAAGAAAUUAAGAGAAGCAAUACGAAAAAUGGGGACUCCUUUUUUUUUUUAUUUUUUUUUAUCAAACUAUCAUGUGAUUUACUCAUAAAAAUUUGACCAAAGAAUAAAAAAAUGACAAAAAGGAAUUCCAUAAAAAGAGUAAAUCACGUACAUGAGUAAAUAAAAAACAGAACCACACGGAAAAUAAUUGAGCCCCGCUAUGGGUACACUGUUUGGUGUACACCAAAUACACACUGCAUUAGUGGGACUCAUUUUGGGAUUCCACAUAAAUGAUCAGAGACACUAAAUUUUUUUAAAAUAUUUUCCAAGGGUCUUCGCAAAAAAAUGAGCUCAUCUGAAUAUCGGUAAAUGCUUCAUCGAUUCUUUGCUCAAUUUCCUAUUAGUAGAUUGGGUAUAAAAUUGAUCAAGUCUUUACCAAUGUCCGGCUAAGCUAAUCUUUUAAGGGAACCGUUGAAAAUUGUGUUUAAAAAUUGAGCGGCUCUUAUAGUUUGGUGUGCAAUGGUAUAUCCACAGUUUUAUUGAAAAUUUGAAACUAAUAAAAAACAGAACCCGCGGAAAGUUUUCGCGUGUAAAAUUGGCGCUCUGAUAUUUCCAUCCGUUCCCAGCAUACACCCACCACUUCCUCUUCUCUAGACGGUUUCUUCCACUUUCUGUUUCCUUCUUAAGAUCUGUUCCUCUUUCUUCUUUCAAUUGUUCGAAGGUUUAUUCUAGGGCUCUUUUAAGAGAAGCAUACUGUAAAGCCUCUUAAUCGGAGAGUGAUUCCACCCAAUGGAUGAACGAUUAAGACUUAUGUGAUGCUAGUUGUUGACAAUUCUUACAGACCCAUCCCAUGGGUAAUAUGUAGGUUUGUCUUGAUUUAUGUCCUAAUAGUUUGAUUAUUAUUUCCCAAUACAGUUACCAUAUCACUUACCAAUUGAUGGAUUCAUUACAUAUUCUGAGCUCUAGUUAGUGAUUCUCCAAGAUCUGUUGGGACAUAGUGCAAUUUUCUCGUUUGAAUCAAUUUUAUUUGGGUAUGUUGAUUUCUAUGAGGUUUGCAGUCAUUUAUCAAUUAUGAGGGGUGAUGUAAUCAGUUAUUAGAUUUCCUUCUUUUUUUUUAGUUUCUUGUGCUUGCAAUUGUUUGUUUGUUCAAACCCCAAGGGGGCUGUCCUAGUGAUCAAGGCUUGCGGCCUGGGACUUAGAGGUUUGCUCCCUCCUAAGGUCUUAGGUUCAAAACCUCUUAAGUGUUAUCAACUCCAUUGGGCCAGUUCAUACAGAGCUUUCCUCUCGCUUUAAUUGGGAUCAGUGGGCAGUAGAAUUGGUCCCCGGGAUUAAUCGAGGUGCGCGUGAGCAAAUCCGGACACCUGAAUUAUAAAAAACAUUUUUUUGUUUGUUUCUUUUUUGUUAGUGUUAUUAUUCAUUGCUCGUUUCUCCAUUUUGCCUCAUGUCGUUAUUGCAAGUAAAUGUGAAUCUCAUGCCCAUUAUAGUUGGACAUGAGUUGGGUAUUGCUUUCUGAUAGAUUUAGUGAAUCAUUUAUGGAUGGGGUGAACUCCUUUAUUGAACUUGCACAGGCGCAUUCGGGUGAGGCUAUGGAGAUUAAGUGCCCCUGUAUCAAUUGUUUUAACUUCUACAAGCAAGAGUAUGAUGUUGUGCAAAGUCAUUUAACGUCUAGACUUAAAAAUUAAUAAAAUGAAAAAGAUGUUCAUUUUCAAUUUUGGGUUUAUUUGGAUUUUUUCUUUUCCUGCAUAUGAUGAAUUGAAUUGUUUUAACUACCUGUUUCCUUGCUUCCUUUCUUGAGUGAGGUGAGGAUGCGUAUUUCUCCCAAAAUGCUAGUUUUGUUUGCUUGCUUUAGUUCAUAUUCAUUUAAUCUCUUCAAUCUCUUCGUUUGUCAUUUAUAUGUGGUUUUGCCAAAGAUGCCCAAAGUUCAGAGAAAUUUUGUCAAGCCUGGGUGUAGUUCCCAGAGGCUGACAAAAUAUGAGAUGGACAGACAGAGAAACAUUGAACGAAACUCAGCAGUGCUAUCUGCUUUGGGAUUAAAGACCAUGUCAAAAGGCAUUAUUUGGUUCAAAUCUGACAGCCAAGAAAAAAACUAUCAAGGAGGGAAAGAGCAAGAUGAAUUGUUGCAAUGAUGAUAAGGAGUAUCAAUCGUGCGACGAUGAGGAAGGGAUGAGCUCUCGCAAAGAUGUUGCAUCUUCCAGGUUUCAGGCAAAUAAGGCUGAACUGGAAGCUAAGCUUAAAGAACAAUCACAAGCCAAUGUCACUGAUCUGUUGUCCAAAGAACAUGUUUCUGUCAGUGUUCUUGGGAAGCGAUCGGUUUUUUUGAAGGAAUAUGGGAGUCCCAAGAACACCCCCUCAUCUUUCAAACAGCUUCAGGCACCUGAUUCUGAGGUCAUUAUUCUGCAACACCAGGUAGAUGAGCAAGCUAAGGCUUUGGCUGAGCUAUCUAAGACAUUAACUAAGCAUACUCGGACCAUGGCCGUAUUGCAAGACAUUGUUCGUGUGUUGGCUGUGAAGGCAGCUGUAGAUCCAACGGACAUUGUGGAAUUAAUUAAAAUGAGCAAUAAUGAGGAGGGUGCAUCAGACAAAAGAAGGGAUGCAGCUUCUAUUGGUUUAAGUAAAGUUCGUUGCUUAGACUUGAUGAGCUUUAGUAGUUGUGUUUUCUAUUGGUAUAUCUGAUCUCUUUUCGAAAGAAUAUAAAAGAAGCUUUCUUCCUCUGAACCU
Molecule: messenger RNA, 2734 nt
Organism: Rhododendron vialii
Lineage: Eukaryota; Viridiplantae; Streptophyta; Magnoliopsida; Ericales; Ericaceae
Exons: 4
Coding region: 2126-2689 (187 amino acids)
Source: RefSeq, a predicted model, not a curated record